This is a messenger RNA of Manihot esculenta (cassava), 1815 nucleotides long. Its product is annotated as cytochrome P450 709B2. The transcript has 5 exons. The coding region runs from base 136 to 1701 and encodes 521 amino acids. The record is from RefSeq and is a predicted model, not a curated record. NCBI's taxonomy places the organism in Eukaryota, Viridiplantae, Streptophyta, Magnoliopsida, Malpighiales, Euphorbiaceae. Gene Ontology annotation, molecular function: iron ion binding; heme binding; monooxygenase activity.
AAUAAAAAAUUAUAUAUAAUAGCCAGAUGGGGCGUGCUAAAAAAGAGACGGCACGAGCAUCGCGCGUACAAAAUCCACUGCUAUAAAUACAAAUCAGGCACAGAGGAAGAGAGCUUGCAGCCAGCCAGCUACACGAUGGCUUAUGUGGGCAUUUUCAUGGCGGCUUUCACAUUUCUUCUUCUUCCAAAGAUUUGGCAAGUGUUAAAGAUUUCCUUGUGGAGACCAUAUGCUCUGUCUAGAAGCUUCCGGAAACAAGGAGUUAAGGGUCCUUCUUACUCGCUUUUCUCUGGAUCUUUACAUGAAAUGAAAAGGCUGAAGAUGGAUGCUGCUCAAAUUGUCAUGGAUACAACCUCAAACGACAUUACUCCCAGAGUUCUGCCUCAGUACCACAAAUGGUGCCCUCUAUAUGGAGAAACAAUUCUUUAUUGGUUUGGGACGAGGCCAGUGGUUAGCAUAUCGGACCCUGAUCUGGCAAAACAAAUUUUAUCAAACAAAUUUGGUUUCUAUGUGAAGCCCAAGUGCAGUCCUGCAAUACAAGCACUGACAGGAAAUGGAGUAGCUCUAGUCAAUGGAGGGGAAUGGGCUAGGCGCAGAAGAAUUGUUAAUCCUGCUUUCUCUAUGGACAAGCUAAAGGUCAUGGUAAAGAGAAUGGCAACAUGUACUGUAGCGAUGCUUGAAGCUUGGAAAGAUGAGGCCAAUGCAGCUAUGGAUCAAUGUAAAACGAUAGAAAUGAAUGGAGAAUUUCGAAAGCUUACUGCUGAAAUAAUAGCCUACACUGCCUUUGGCAGUAGCUAUUCUCAAGGGAAAGAAGCUUUUGAAGCACAAGUCGAGCUUCAACACUACUGUGCAGCUUCACUUCUUGAUGUUUUGAUCCCUGGCAGCCACUAUCUUCCAACUCCAUCAAACCUACAGUUAUGGAAGCUCGAUAGAAGAAUAAGGAAUUCUCUAAGGGACAUCAUAAAGAGCAGACUAAAACCUAAGAAUCUAGAUUGCAAUUAUGGGGAUGAUCUGCUUGGUUUGAUCAUGUCAGCAUCAGAAAACUCAGACAUCAAAGAAGGACCCAAGUUAAACAUGGAUGAAAUAGUGGAAGAGUGCAAAACAUUCUUUUUUGCAGGGCAUGAAACAUCCUCAAAUUUGCUAACUUGGACAGUCUUCUUGUUGAGCUUACAUCAAGACUGGCAAACAAGGCUCAGAGAAGAAGUGCUGAAAGAAUGUGGACUGGAAAUUCCUGAUUCAGACAUGUUGGCCAGGUUAAGAUUGGUAAACAUGGUCCUCCUCGAGGCCUUGAGGUUGUACUGUCCGGUAGUAGAAAUGUUCAGGGAAGCAUCAAAAGACAUGAAAUUGGGGAACAUGAUGAUUCCAAAGGAUGCAUGGGUGUCAAUUCCUCUGGCAAAGAUCCACCGGAGCAAAGAAUAUUGGGGAGAGGAUGCAAACGAGUUCAAUCCAAUUAGGUUUAAGAAUGGGAUUUCAAAGGCAGCGAACCACCCAAAUGCUUUUCUAGCCUUUGGGAUAGGUCCAAGAACUUGUGUGGGACAAAAUUUUGCAAUGCUGGAAGCAAAAGCAGUUCUUGCAAUGGUUCUUCAGAGGUUUUGCUUCUCCCUCUCCUCUGAGUAUAAACAUGCCCCAGUGGACAACCUUGCUUUGCAGCCCCAAUAUGGGCUCCCCAUUGUCGUCAAGCCUUUGCUUGCGCAGAACAUAUAGCGCUGUACCGGGACUAAAUGCACCAGAUUGUGACAGUGUUGACCUAUGCCUAUCUUUAGUUUUAUUAGCAUUAUAUAAAAUAAAAUAAAAUAAAAUUGGCACGUUAACAAAAUU